Molecule: messenger RNA, 315 nt
Organism: Cololabis saira (Pacific saury)
Lineage: Eukaryota; Metazoa; Chordata; Actinopteri; Beloniformes; Belonidae
Product: U3 small nucleolar RNA-associated protein 18 homolog
Exons: 2
Biological process (GO): rRNA processing
Cellular component (GO): small-subunit processome; Pwp2p-containing subcomplex of 90S preribosome
Molecular function (GO): protein binding
Source: RefSeq, a predicted model, not a curated record
AUGUGUGUGAUCACAGAUGAGGGGGAGGUGUACGUGUGGGACAUCCGCAGCAGCCGCUGCGUCAACAGGUUCACCGACGACGGUUGUGUGAAGGCGACGUCCAUCGCCGCCUCGCCCAACGGCCAGUACCUGGCCUGCGGCUCCCAGUCGGGCGUGGUGAACGUCUACUCCCAGGAGGCGUGUCUUACCUCAGCCAGCCCGAGGCCCCUGAGGGCGGUGAAGAACCUGCUGACCUCGGCCACCGCCCUCGCCUUCAACCCCACCUCCGAGAUCCUGGCCGUCGCCUCCCGCGCUGAGGACGAGGCCAUACGACUG